AUGGCCUACAACAUCACCGAAGAAGAAACCCAGCCGACCAUCUACAGUCACAUCAACGGCAGCCAGUCGGAGAUGAAUGAUCGCUAUUGUGUCUCAGAACUCUGCAAAGGAUGGCCUGGCGCAUUUGUCUUCACCACAUGGAGCGGUGGCCUUCCAAUUGACGACUUCAUAGAUACAUCUAUCCAGGGCCGCGCCAAUGGAGAUUUCAUCAUGCACCGCGAGAACGGCACUCUGGUCGACCUCAACCCGACCACUCAGCGUGCCGUGGGGAAGAUGAAAGCCACCAUCACGCAGCGCUUCGGCUGGGACGGAGUGGACUUCGACGUCGAGUGCGACUGUCGGUUCAUCAACUUCUGUCUCAAGGAGGCCAACGAAUGGAAGGUUGUGCAUAUCAAGCUGUUCUAUGAGAAGGAUCGCGUGGUGCCGGUCGACGGACGGACGGUGCCGCAGUUCCACCGCGAAGAGCUGAAGAAGUAUCCCCCGGGGUAUCAGUACCUCGCCGUCGCGCAGGCGCGUCUGGGCCAUCCGAUUCUGAACGAUCUCCCGACGAUGAACAAUAAACCCUUUUUCAAGCUGUAUGAGGCGAUGGAUGCGUGGUUGGAGGGGAAGCCGGUGGGGGAUUUGUUAGAGAUCCCGAAGGAGGCAGUGCCUAGGUAUUGA
Aspergillus homomorphus CBS 101889 is the source of this 660-nucleotide messenger RNA. Its product is annotated as catabolic 3-dehydroquinase. The transcript is spliced from 3 exons. The coding region runs from base 1 to 660 and encodes 219 amino acids. The record is from RefSeq and is a predicted model, not a curated record. Lineage: Eukaryota; Fungi; Ascomycota; Eurotiomycetes; Eurotiales; Aspergillaceae.